Brugia malayi is the source of this 105-nucleotide messenger RNA. RefSeq lists its product as uncharacterized. The transcript has 2 exons. NCBI's taxonomy places the organism in Eukaryota, Metazoa, Nematoda, Chromadorea, Rhabditida, Onchocercidae. The record is from RefSeq and is a predicted model, not a curated record. Bases 1 to 105 code for a protein of 34 amino acids.
AUGAUUAAAUCUGUACAACCAACUACUGAUAAUGUUGAAAUUACUGAAAGUGUAUUUUCAACUGAUAGAAAUAGCAAAAACGAUAAUAUAAACAGGCUUAAUUAA